CGCAUUGAUGGAGCGUGGUUCGCGUACGAAGAAGAGAUCUUCGAAGGAGAGCAAAGGCAAGGGAGAACAGAGUCAGCGAAGCCAGCAAAAUGUAUGCCCGCUCGGUAGCCGCGAACUGCUUCCGGACAGUCAAGAGCAGUACCUGUUCCUGUUGGAAUUCUUCAUCCACCACAUGACCAGCGAGCGUCUGGCGAAGCUCAACCAAAUGUUCUUCGUGCCUACAACGAUAACCAUCGAGUUUCUCAACUUCACUGGGGACGACAGCAUCGAGAUAACCCCGGUGGAUCCCUUGUUCCAUCCGCAGGCAGGCGUCGCGGACGACGUCGAGUACUUUUACUCCGGGCGAUCCGUCACGUUCGCCAUCGACCAAUACACGGUCAUUAACAGACUAUACGAGCUGAUAAUCAAACUGUGCGUGGACAAGAAGAUGCCGGAGGGGGUAAAACCGGACGUGCCUGUAGGCAGCGGGGAGUUGGAUCUCUCGAAGCAUUUCGCCGCGUUGAGAAAGGAGAUGCUGCAGUGUUGGCACAAACUCACGCCGCCACCAAAAGUGUUCGAGGGGGAGGUACCGUUGAUCUACAACGAUUCCAUAAUCGGAUGCAUCUGCAUGUUCGUCAGGCUAUCUGCUUUCGGGCAGACCAUCGUCACGGAGUUCGACGCGCCUCCGGACAAAACCGUCUCCUCGUACAUCUUCAAAGGCGACGAUACCAUGGACAAGUCGCCGGCGUACAAAUGUCGCAUAAUCGACUCGAAGACAGCGGAUGUUUGUAGAGAUUCAUUGGACGAAUUGCACAAGGGCGGACCACCGUGUCAAGUUUGCAUCCCUGAUGAACACCCGUGCACACCGUGUAUGCGGCCUACCGGUGCCGUCCUCAAACCUAACGUGACUUCCGACGUAGAUUGUGAGAAACCGGUGUCGGCGUCCAGGCCGACGCGAUCCAAACCGGAAAUGUGCUCGGACGUCCAGAAGCAGCCGGGUCUGAUCCAGUCGAGUCGAGGACCGGCGCAACCCUGCGGGAAGGCGGUGGUCCUUAAGGUUUCCGGUGUGCUGGACACGGGCCAGGAUCGGAAACCCACGGUUACGGUCGCACCAGAGACCGAUGGUACCAGUCCAGUCCCUUGCGAUCCUGAUCACGACGUGUUCGUCCUCAGGAUCGGGAAGAAGGGCAUUGUCGGUGCCGGAGAGAAGUCAGACAUUCAAUUGGAAAUGAGAACACCGAAGGGACCCGAAAGAGGACCACCGAUCAGAUGUGAGACCAGGGAAAUACAGACGGAUGAAAAGAAAGAUAAGAAGAAAAAGAAGAAAAAGAAAGACGAGAAGGAGAAGGGCAAAAAAGACGACAAGAAGGAGAAGAAGAAGUGACGAUCCAGCGUGAUAUCGCUUAGAUGUUCGUUUUGUACUCGCGUUGCGAUUUUAAUAAAUCUGUAUUUAACCGACUAGAAAUCUAUCUUUGUUCCAUCCCUGUUUAUCCAAAAUCUAUCAAAAUCUGUACGACUAAGCGUGAAAAAAUCGAUACGAGAGAAUUGAAAAUAGAGCGCCCUCUGACCAGCUUUUAAACCUAAACAAUUUAUUUGACUCGACGGGAACUUCU
Ceratina calcarata is the source of this 1592-nucleotide messenger RNA. RefSeq lists its product as uncharacterized. NCBI's taxonomy places the organism in Eukaryota, Metazoa, Arthropoda, Insecta, Hymenoptera, Apidae. The coding region runs from base 8 to 1363 and encodes 451 amino acids. The record is from RefSeq and is a predicted model, not a curated record. The transcript has a single exon.